ACCCUCCGGUGCCAACCCUGCGGUACACGAUGGGUUCCCGGGCUCUGCUCCGGCUCCGCUCCGCUCCCCCUGCCUCGCCCUUCACCUGCAUCCGCUCCACCCCCCACCCGCCUCCAUCAAUCAUCCAUGGUCCCGGUUGUCGUCUGCUCCACGCCAGGCCCUCGGGGCCCCCCGGUGUCUUGGCCCCGCUGUACCCCGAACACAUCCCCACCAGCCCACUGCAGAAGGUGCUGCUGGCGGCCGGCUCGGCCGUCAUGGCCCUCUACGACCCUUAUCGGCACGAUAUGGUCGCAGUCCUAGGUGAAACUACAGGACGCUGGGCUCUGCAGGCUCUCAGACAGCAGAUGAGGAAGGACCCCGAGGGUGCCCUGAUCCUUCAGGAACGACCCCGCAUUCAGCUCUCUACUUUGGACCUGAACAGGCUCCGGGCCUUGCCAGAAGGCACUUUUGGCCGAGAAUAUGUGCACUUCUUGGAUGAUAACCGGGUCUCCCCAGACACCCGGGCCCCAACCCGCUUUGUGGACGAUGAAGAACUGGCCUACGUGAUUCAGCGCUACCGCGAGGUGCAUGACCUGCUACAUACCCUCCUCGGGAUGCCUACAAAUAUGCUGGGGGAGGUCGUGGUGAAGUGGUUUGAAGCCGUCCAGUUGGGCCUUCCCAUGUGCAUACUGGGAGCUGUCUUCGGUCCCAUCCGCCUCAACGCCCAAAAGCUGCAGGCGCUGACCGGCGACCUGAUCCCGUGGGCCGUCCGCAGCGGCCGCGCUUCCCGCUGCGUCCUGAACCUGUACUACGAGCGGCGCUGGGACCAGCCCCUGGAAGCCCUGCGAGAGGAGCUGCGUAUCCCCCAGCCUCCCCUGCUCAGCAGGAGGCGGAGGACCCCUGCCCCCCAACACUGAGCUAUCCACAGCCCGCUCCCCUGGGCUUGGUGGUCCACCAGCUGGUACCUUUCCUCCCUCUUUCCCAGGCUGGCGCUGGGCCGGGGGUCAAGGAGGGAGCAGC
Ornithorhynchus anatinus (platypus) is the source of this 999-nucleotide messenger RNA. It is a transcript of the gene COQ4, whose product is annotated as coenzyme Q4. NCBI's taxonomy places the organism in Eukaryota, Metazoa, Chordata, Mammalia, Monotremata, Ornithorhynchidae. Bases 30 to 896 code for a protein of 288 amino acids. Gene Ontology annotation, biological process: ubiquinone biosynthetic process. The transcript is spliced from 7 exons. Gene Ontology annotation, cellular component: mitochondrial inner membrane; mitochondrion. The record is from RefSeq and is a predicted model, not a curated record.